AUGAGCGCAUGUCUCCCGUCGCGGACAAUCAAGCCUGCUCUGUUCUCGACCUUUCGUAGCGCCAGUCUGAGUCACCCGUCGAGACAUCUUUCUUCCCUUUCAUCUCCACCUCCAAGCAUGGAUAACAACGAAAACAAGAGUUCAAAGGCCCGCAGGAACGAAAAGUCAAGAGCGAAACAUCGAGAAGACCUCAACACGGAGAAAAACAGUGCGGACAAGGCAGAGACAUUCCAUGAGAGGACGACUGAGCAACUGUACAAAUGGCAGUCGGAAAACCUCCCUGGGCCACCAUUCGUGCUUCAUGACGGUCCCCCGUAUGCCAAUGGCAACCUACAUACCGGACACGCUCUCAACAAGAUCCUGAAGGAUGUGAUCUUGCGAUAUAAUAUUCUACGUGGGCGAAAGGUCAAUUAUGUGCCAGGCUGGGACUGUCAUGGUCUACCCGUAGAGAACAAGGCCCUAGAAGCACUCAAGGCUGUCGUUCGAUCAGCCGCAAAGGAGACUGCUGAAGCUGCCCUCGCUGUUCAACGCGAUGAGAUGAUGCAGUUUGGCCUUGUUGGUGAUUGGAGUGAAACUGGAACGUACCGCACAAUGGAUCCAGCGUUCGAGUCUCGCCAACUGCGUAUCUUCCAGUCAAUGGUUAAGCAUGGCAUUAUCUAUCGGGAGUUUCGACCUGUUCACUGGUCACCGUCGUCACAAACUGCGCUAGCUGAAGCCGAGCUGCAGUACGAAAUGCAUACAUCUACUUCUGCAUAUGUCGCAUUUUCUGUUGACAGUGCCAGCCUUUCUACUGAGCUCAAGAAUGCAGUUGGGUCAAAGGAAUUGAAACUGCUCAUUUGGACGACUACUCCAUGGACACUGCCUACCAACAUGGCAAUCUCGAUGCAUCCUCAAUUUGAGUACGCUCUUAUAACAAAAGUAGGCAGCGAAACCGAAAUCGUCGCCAUUGCUUCCUCUCGACUUGAAUCAGUCUCGAAGCUGCUUGGACCUCAUGCUGUAGUUGGGAUUCUCAAAGGGACCGCCUUCUCGGGGGUGCGGUACAAACCUCUGUUCUAUGAUGGUCCUGAACCUCCUCUCACCCGACCAGUUGUCACUUCAGAAGAUGUUCUAGACGAUGCUGGAACUGGUCUAGUUCAUAUGGCCCCAUCGCAUGGUCACGAAGACUAUCAAGCGCUCUUGACCCGCGGGCUCUUGCACGAUAACCCACUGAUCAACAUUGUAGACGCCACUGGUCGAUAUACAACAGCUACAGUAGAUGCCUGUGGCGAGAAGGUCGGCCAGCGACUGGUCGGCCUAGAGGUGCUAUACAAAGGCAACAAGGAAGUACUCAGUAUACUCGAGGAGAUGAAUCAAGGAGGCACCAGACUUCUUGCGGUUGAGAAGCAUCGACAUCGAUACGCUUACGAUUGGAGGACCAAGAAGCCGUUGAUCAUUCGAGCCACUGCCCAAUGGUUUGCUAAUCUGGAUGGUGUCAAAGAACGAGCACUACAAUCCCUCGAUGGUGUCGAGUUCUAUCCUCCCAAUUCUAAGCGAAGACUCCAGGCCUUUGUCCAAGAACGCUCAGAGUGGUGCAUCUCACGACAGCGGACGUGGGGUGUGCCCAUCCCGGCAUUGCACAUUCUGGAAACCGGAGAUGCUAUCCUCACAGAAGAGACACUGGAUCAUAUUCUCAAAAUCCUGGAAGAGAAGGGCACGUCCUACUGGUGGGAAGGCCCUGUGGAGGAGUUCAUUCCGAAUUCACUCUCAGCCAAGUAUCCUCCUGGCUCACUCAUUAAAGGCACCGAUACGAUGGAUGUAUGGUUCGACAGUGGUACAUCGUGGUCUAUGAUGGAUCAAAAGCGUGCAGAUGUCUAUCUCGAAGGCUCUGACCAGCACAGAGGAUGGUUCCAAUCCUCCUUGCUCACUGCCAUCGCUUCAAGUGAGCAGAAGGACGCCCCAGAGGCACCAUUUAAGAACCUCAUCACCCAUGGGUUCGUCCUUGAUGAGAAGGGAAGAAAGAUGAGCAAGUCAUUGGGCAAUGUCAUUAGUCCCAUUACCGUCAUCACAGGUGGCCCAAACUUACAGAAGGAACCUGCUUAUGGCACCGACGUUUUGAGACUGUGGGCUGUCUCGAUGCAAUACUCGGGAGAUGUAGCUAUGAGCACAGUGGCACUGAAGCAGGCUGCAGAAAUCCUGCGUAAGCUGCGCAUGACUGCCCGUUACCUUUUAGGAAGCUUGCGGGAUGCCACGUUUGUCGGUCCAGCCCCUCAAAAUCUUUCUCUCCUAGACAGAUUCGUGCUGCAUGAACUUUGGAAGCUCGAAAACGAUGCACGCAAGGCGUACGAUACCUUUGCCUUUCACGAAGUCGUCUCGUCUUUGUCACACUUUGUCAAUACGACAUUAUCGUCGCUCUAUUUCGACACGAGCAAGGAUGUUCUCUACGCUGAUGCAACAGCGAGCAGUGCUCGAACGGCAAUACUAUACGUGCUGUCAUCGACGCUGCAAACGUUGACACCUAUUAUUGCGCCGUUUGUGCCCUAUCUCGCGGAAGAAAUCCAUCAGGCAGGUGAAAAUCAAGAAUUCAGUUGCUUUACAAGCGGGUGGAGAAUUUCUGACGAAGAAUGGCGAGACGAAAAGGCAUAUGCUGACCUUAGUAGUCUUCUCCAGGUUCGCAAAGUUGUCCUAGAACUGCUCGAGAAGGCGAGAUCGGAGAAGAAAAUCAGAAGCUCUUUGGAGGCCGAUAUUGUUAUCAUCUUGCCUGAUAAUACCCAAGAAACGCCGUUGGCGGAGCUUUUAUAUAGCCAGGUGGAACUACUCUCAAAGCUCUUCAUCGUCUCGGAGGUGACUAUUGAGAACGACCAGGCGCCAAUCUUUGAUCGUGAUUGGGCAUAUUGCGAACUCCUGUCUCUUCCGGGUACGUUUCUACUACAGGAUCAGGCACAAUAA
Serendipita indica DSM 11827 is the source of this 2925-nucleotide messenger RNA. The record is from the annotation of a GenBank genome assembly. Lineage: Eukaryota; Fungi; Basidiomycota; Agaricomycetes; Sebacinales; Serendipitaceae.